Cynara cardunculus var. scolymus (artichoke) is the source of this 1339-nucleotide messenger RNA. Its product is annotated as 50S ribosomal protein L21, mitochondrial. The record is from RefSeq and is a predicted model, not a curated record. Gene Ontology annotation, molecular function: RNA binding; structural constituent of ribosome. The transcript is spliced from 7 exons. Bases 303 to 1121 code for a protein of 272 amino acids. Gene Ontology annotation, biological process: translation. Lineage: Eukaryota; Viridiplantae; Streptophyta; Magnoliopsida; Asterales; Asteraceae. Gene Ontology annotation, cellular component: ribosome.
ACUACAAAAAAAACCUGAAACAAAUCGCUAAACCCUAUCCCCCGUUCGUAUACCCCCAUCACCGCCUCCAUCACCAUCGACGUUCCCCAGCCAUCUCCGGCUCCGGCGUCCCCAACCGUCUCAGGGCAAAUAUAUAUUCGAGUCAUAGGCUGCGAGUACAAUCACCCUCUUCUCUACACUCUCGUCUAUCUCUUCAUCGUUGCAGAGCUGCUCUUAUCUCCCAUCUCUGUUGGCUCAUCUCCUAGUCGAACAAAAAUCAGAACCCCAAUUGAAACCAGAGAGAAAUAAAGCUUCAAUCUACAAUGGCUAAUCGACGAUCUUUUCAAACGCUAACCCAACAACUCUACAAGGCAACACUUCAUCCAAAGCCAUCGUUAUCUCUUCAGCACCUAAGAACCCUGUCCCAGAUGCCAAAUUUCCCUCAAAAGUCCUUACACCCUACAUCUCGCGAAACUUUUUUAACCCCUAACCUCGAUUCUUCAUCGACUCAUUUCAGAACAUAUCGCCAUUUCUCGUCUGAUCAACACGAUAACAGUGAUAACGAUGAUGAAAGUGAAGAAGAUGAUAGUGAUUAUGAUGAUGAUGAUAUUGGGAAUGAUGCGGGGAAUUCUGUUUUAAAGAGGGAGUAUUCACCGGAGGAGAGAGAAAUUGAGGCUGCUGCUAUUGGGUAUAAGGUGAUUGGGCAGCUUCAGCGGUCAGACCGGGUUUUUAACCCGUAUGAACCUGUUUUUGCUGUUAUUCAGAUUGGAGCACACCAAUUCAAGGUGAGCAAUGGGGAUUGCAUAUAUACGGAGAAAUUGAAGUUCUGUGAAGUGAAUGACAAGCUAAUUCUAAAUAAAGUUCUCAUGCUUGGUUCUAAGACUCAGACAAUGAUUGGUCGACCUGUAUUGCCUGAGGCAGCUGUUCAUGCAGUCGUGGAAGAGCAUGCAUUGGAUGCAAAAGUCAUCAUAUUUAAGAAAAAGAGAAGAAAGAACUAUAGGCGAAAAAAGGGUCAUAGACAGGAAUUGACAAAGCUAAGGAUAACUGAUAUCCAAGGAAUCGAAAAGCCAGAAAUGCCAACCUCUGCAAAGACCGAAAAGGCUGCUGCAAAGAAGGUAGAAAAGGCAGCAGUUGCUGCAUAGGGUAAACUUUUCGUUAGGUGAUAGCGUCUUGUUAUAAUCUCUUUUUUCCCAUUCUUGUUUGUUGGUGUCUUCUGUCUCUAGAUUGAUAUCAUGCCAAUGAUCAUUUAAAAUCAAGCAUAUAUGUAGGCAUCUAGACCGAUCUUGUUUUGUUGUUGGUCGGUAUGAGAUUGUGCAUCAAAUAAGUUUGCAUUUUGUCACAUUUUCAUCUUUCGCCUUUA